AAAAUUAUAUUCCCUUCUUUUUUCCGAAAUUCAAAAUUCAAAACAACUCUCUUUUGUUCUCUAAAGCAUUGAAUUGAAGAAGCCACCUCUCUGCACUCGGUGUCUCAUAAAUCUCGACGCAAGCUUUUUUUUUUUUUUUCAAAUUUUCUAAAAUGGGUGCUUCCGGGAAAUGGUUCAAGUCCUUAGUCACUCAGAAACCACCACAACCUUCCAAUUCCAACAAUAAUCAAGAGAAAGUGGGUGACAAGGGGAAGAAGAAAUGGAGGCUAUGGAAGAGCUCCUCUGAAGGCUUCGGGUCGCCUUCUUCCAAGGGCCUUAAGAUGCACCAUUUCUCUGGAUUAGUGGCGUCUGAUUCCUCCUCAUACCCGGUGGAUGAGGCUUUUGCUGCAGCCAUGGCCACUUUGGUCCGUGCUGCACCAAAACAUUUCAAGGUGGUGAAGCAAGAAUGGGCGGCGAUCAGGAUUCAAACGGCUUUUCGAGGCUUCCUGGCAAGAAGGGCUAUGAGGGCCUUGAAAGCGGUGGUGAGGAUUCAAGCUAUAUUCCGUGGUCGUCAGGUACGUAAGCAAGCUGCUGUAACAUUGAGGUGCAUGCAGGCUCUUGUUAGGGUUCAGGCUCGAGUAAGAGCACAAGGCGUGAAUGUUUCUGUGGAAGGGUCCAAAUCAUCGGAUGAAUACCCCAAUACUGACCUGUCCAAGCAAGUCGAGCAAGGAUGGUGUGAUAGCCCCGGAACGAUAGAUGAAGUUAGAGCUAAAGUUCGAAUGAGGCAGGAAGGUGCAAUCAAGAGGGAGAGAGCAAUGUUAUACUCCCUCACAAAACAGCAAUCAAGAUCAUGUGCCAGCCCAAAUGUGAGGGAAAAUAAACCGGCAAUGUCUCUCAAGCAGCAUGGGCUAAACAAGAAUGGGGUAGAUUGCAGUUUGCUUGAACGAUGGAUGGCAGACAAGCCUUGGGAAACCAGGGUGAUGGAAGAAAUCCAUACAGACCAAUCAGAGAUGAUCCAAUUUUCUCAGAAAUGUGAAAAUAACAUUCUUAGCUUUCGAUCAUGCCCUUCAGAACGGGAACCAGUAAAAGUAAGAAGGAAUAAUAUUACAACCAAAAUUCUAGCUAAGCCACCUAUAGCUAGUGAAAUUUCUGGGUCAUCUUGUGCUUCAAGUUCUGAAUCCAUGUAUGAUGAGAGCUCACCAUCAACUUCGUCUAAAUCAGUAUCUCCAACCAUAAUGUCUAGCAACAUUCUCAUGGCGGACAGAGCAGGGGAUAGUUAUUACCAAAAACCCAGCUACAUGAAUCUCACAGAAUCUAAUGAAGCUAGACAAAAGGCUUGCAGGCUUUCUUCUCCUAACAUGCAGAGGCAGAUGAUGGAUGAUUUUCGAUUUUGUAGCAAAUCAAUGACACAUUCUAAUAAUGGAGACAAUAGGAGCAGCACCGGUUCUGAUACAUCCCUCAUUUUCUACAAGGAUCUGUACCCACAUGCUGCAUUGGGUAGACACGAUUGCUCAAGGAAUCCAUGGCACCAAAGGAAGUAAGACUUACUAACAUGUGACCAAGCUCCCUCGUGCAAAAUUUGUCUGCUCACUUUUUGAAAAUAGUUCAAAAGCUUGUUACUAUUUUAAAAUUUGAAACAUUUUAUCAGGUCUAGACUGAGCUUCAUAGAAAAGUAUUAGCAUGGAGGACUUAAACAAGUACACAAUUAAUGGUAUAAAAAUUUGGUAUGUUUGUUAUCAAUGUAGUGAAAUAUAUUUCAUUUAGAAUAUAGGUUCUAAGUGAAGAUUGGACUGCUUGUUGUGCCAAGUCAUCUAUAGGUAAGUCUUGAUGUAAAGAAGCCAAAAGGCUUCAAAGGAUAUGGUAAAGAUACAGGAUUUGUGAAGUCCAGGUUGAGUGUGUGUGGUAAAAGUUGAAUCCUUUUUGCUAAUUCAGUUUGUGCUUUGGUUAUUCAAUGAAGAUUGAAAGAUUGU
This is a messenger RNA of Rubroshorea leprosula, 1949 nucleotides long. The record is from the annotation of a GenBank genome assembly. NCBI's taxonomy places the organism in Eukaryota, Viridiplantae, Streptophyta, Magnoliopsida, Malvales, Dipterocarpaceae.